AUGACGACCCGAUAUAGAGUUGAAUAUGCUCUCAAGACCCAUCGCCGGGAUCAACUAAUUGAAUGGAUCAAGGGCCUCCUGGCGGUCCCUUUUGUCUUGCAUUCCCAGCCCACCGCUAUUUACCAGGAACAUAGCGAAGCGCUGAACACAAUCGCCGCCGAUACCCAUUCUCGCUAUGCCGAGAUCAUGCGCGAUGUCGAGAAUCUGAUGAUCGAUCAUAUUCACCACCACGAACGCAAUGCCCCGGGCAAAUCGAAAUUGAAUCUCCUCGUGCCUACCGUCGGCACCUUCUUCACGAAGCUGUAUCUGGAGGAUGCCUUCAAAUAUCAAGACAAGCAGCGUUUCAUUAGUCGGCGACGAUUCGUCGCUCCUUCAUUCAACGAUAUCCGCCUUAUCUUGAACUCCGCCCAGGUACUGGGUCUUGUUCGCUCCAGCGACGUGAAACUAGUCACCUUCGAUGGAGACGUGACACUCUACGAUGAUGGUGCUUGUCUCACAUCCGAUAACCCCGUCAUCCCCCGCAUUCUGCGACUCCUCGAACAGGAUCGCAAAGUCGGCAUUGUGACGGCGGCCGGAUACACCGAUGCGCCAAAGUACUACGAGCGUCUUCACGGACUACUCGAUGCAAUUCACGCCUCGACCACUCUCACCGCCGAUCAGAAAAAAGGCCUGAUCGUCAUGGGCGGCGAGAGCAAUUUCUUAUUCCGCUUCGAGCCGACCUCGGAAGCCCGUCUGGCCUACGUGCCGCGGAAUGAAUGGUUGCUGGAUGAGAUGCAGGCCUGGAGCGAUGACGAUAUCACCGAGCUGCUCGAUCUUGCCGAGUCCGCGUUACGUGCCUGUGCCUCGAAUCUCAAUCUGCCUGCGGCGGUUCUGCGGAAGGAUCGAGCUGUCGGGGUUUACCCGGUAAACGGCGUUCGGAUCAGCCGCGAACAGUUGGAGGAAACUGUUUUGGUGGUGCAGAAUACAGUUCAGCGCUCGGCUGUUGGAUCGCGAUUGCCUUUCUGUGCCUUCAAUGGUGGAAAUGACGUGUUUGUCGAUAUUGGUGACAAAUCGUGGGGUGUGCGUGCUUGUCAGCGCUACUUUGGUGGUAUCGAUCCAGCCAAGACAUUGCAUGUUGGUGAUCAGUUCUUGUCGGCUGGUGCCAAUGACUUUAAGGCCCGCCUUGCAUCCACAACUGCUUGGAUUGCAAACCCCGCUGAGACUGUCGAACUUCUUGAUGAACUGGAGAAGACUGUCCACCCAUAG
Messenger RNA from Penicillium paradoxum, 1245 nucleotides. It is a transcript of the gene isn1, whose product is annotated as IMP 5'-nucleotidase ISN1. Gene Ontology annotation, molecular function: magnesium ion binding. NCBI's taxonomy places the organism in Eukaryota, Fungi, Ascomycota, Eurotiomycetes, Eurotiales, Aspergillaceae. Gene Ontology annotation, biological process: nicotinic acid riboside biosynthetic process; inosine salvage; nucleotide metabolic process. The transcript has 7 exons. The coding region runs from base 1 to 1245 and encodes 414 amino acids. The record is from RefSeq and is a predicted model, not a curated record.